UGGAGCAGCGGCUCUCGGUCACCGAGCAUCGAACAGUCGCACAGACGCAGAGGAACCUUCUCACUUCUCCGAGUGACUCCUCUCCUCCUCCUCGUGUCUCCCCCUGUUUCCUCCGCGGCCAAUGAGACGCCCUCAGAUCCGCCUGUGAGCCCCCGGAGCCCCGCAGAGAGACGCGACACCGACCGAGUGGACUUUUCCUUCUUCUUCAACCACAAACAUCACACUCCUGCAGAACAGCUGUUUUCUUAUCUGCGUGACGCCCAGAGGAGAUCAUCGUCCCGCACGCUCCCGCAUCUCUGUCUGUAGCUGACUCACUUCACUGCGCUCAGGAACAAUGGCGGAGUACAGCUCUCUGCUCAGCGACCUGUCUGAAAACAUCACCAACGAGGACCUGGAGCAGCUCAAGUCGGCCUGUAAGGAGGACAUCCCCGAGGACCAGAGCAACGACAUCACCUCCUCCAAGGAGUGGUUCAGCUACCUGGAGAAGAAUGACAAGCUGGCCCACGAUAACCUGUCGUACAUCGAGCACAUCUUCGAGAUCUCGCGGCGACCGGACCUGCUGACGAGGGUGAUCGAGUACCGCACCACCGUGCUCAAGAUCUCCGAGGACGACGAGAUCGACACCAAGCUCACACGCAUCCCGUCGGCCAAGAAAUACAAAGACAUCAUCCGCCAGCCCUCUGAAGAUGAGAUCAUCAAGUUGGCCCCUCCCCCUAAAAAGGUGUGAGGGUACGACUCCCCAGCCCUGAUCGUACAACUUGAUCUCUUCACUCCUGGCACUCUAAUCAACCGACCAACCAAUUUCUGACCAGCCCCAUCACCCCCACCCACCCAGGCUUCACCCCCAUCACACUCCUCACACACACACACACACACACUUCUACACACACAUCCAGCCACGCCCACUUCCUCCCUGCACUAACACAGAACCACACAGGCAGCCGCCUACCGACAAAGCAGCCAAUCACAUCGUGGCGUUUGCAGCCUCCUCCCAAGAUGAGGGAACACGGGAAGCUGCAGGGAAAAAAGACGAUAGAAGAAGAAAUCUGGAAACGGAUCGACAGUGUGUGUGUGUGUGUGUGAGAGAGAGAGAGAGAGAGAGAGAGAGAGAGAGAGAGAGAGAGAGAGUCCUGGAUUUAAUGCUGUUCAAACUGUGAUGCAGUGUGUGUGUCUGUGUGUGUGUGUGUGCGUGUGUGCUGUGUGUGUGUGUGUGUGUGUGUGUGUGUGUGUGUGCAUGACAGUCGAGGAUGUGACGGUUAAAACAAAGACGACAUCCACACAUUUGAUUUUGAAAACUACAAACUUCAAAACUUAACAACGAAAGGAAAUUUGAAGACGUGUUUGUACGUGAUCACGACAACGUGACUCUGCAGAUUUCUUUUUUUUACUUCACCUUGAAUGUGCAAAAUUAUCAGAAACUUGCCAAACUGAAAACUUCUGGAGAUAAAAUUUAACAAAAAUGUUUAAUAGUUUAAAUGAUUGAAAACAAUUUUUUAAAACAAAACUCAAGUAAAUGAAAAUUAAGUUAGAAGAGAGCUUCAUCUAAAUGGUUUGUUUCCACAACAGCGCUAAUUUUAGUGUAAAGCUGCAAUAUUUGUUUGUAACGUGAAAGGAUUCGAAAUUUGCUCAUUUGCUUUCUGGCAAAUAAGCAAAUUUCCCCAAAUGUCUAACUCCCGUGUGGUUCAUAAAACAUCUGUUAUCAAGUUGCCAUGAGUGAUAAAACAUAACUUUAUCUCAAAAGACUCGACAGUUACGAUGCAUUCCCUUUACUCUUAUGCAGAUUAUUAGAUCGUGUUUAAAGAGCAAAAAAAAAAAAAAAGUCAUAUUUUAGAGGAAAAUAUUUAAAGUUUCAUAGGAAAAGCCAAUAUUUGCCUUUAGCUUAUAGCCAAGAGUUAUUUACAGAAAAUAGAAAUCAAAGCCGUUCUUUCUAUAGGACGGACGCUCCCGGUCCAGAGGUGGUCACACGUGUAAAUAUACAAAUAAUAUAUUGAAAGAAAAUAUAGCAGAAAUAAUUUAUCGACGUGCCGUGUGUGUUCCGUAAAGGGGACGCAGCAAAAAGCAGCAAAUUCCCACAGUACGUUCAGUUUCAUUUUCCACCAAUUGAAACAAUUCGGAGCCGAUAUGCGAACAAAUUAAGAAGAAAAACACCUCGGACGACAUUAGAGAAAACAAAGUAUAUUAAAAGUAUAUUUUGAGAGAUUACAUCGGAUGUUAUAUUUAAAGUGUGAACAUGACGCGACACGAAAAGAGACAAAUUACCAACGUUUCUUUCACCCGGUUUUUUGUUUUGUUUUGUUUUGUUUUGUUGCCAUUUCAUUUGUUGCACAGACAAUAACUGACCAGAAUGUGAUUUCUCUUUGAAUCAAAGGCAGAGGAAGGAAACGGUAAAACGAGGGGAACGUGUCAAAAAGAGAAUUUUGGAUUUCUGAUGCACUCGGCGGCUCGUGACCCGCUGACUCGGCCGUUCCCGCCACGAUAGCGACUGUUGAAACUUGACUAAAAUAACCGCUCUUUUGAACACUGUGUCUCUUUCUCCCCCGACGAAGCCUUAGCCGACUUUGCAUUCACCCCAAAAAUUGUUCACGGCUGCGUGAGAUUGUGCGUGAGGCGAGCGCGGUUAGUCAAAACGACUCUCGCUUUUUAAAGAGAGCGUUGCUACUUUUAUUUUGAAACUUGCUAAGGACUUCGGUGUCGGUCUGUGGAUCUGUUUAUAUAGUCAUUUAUCCCAGCCUUAUAACCCCUCCUCGACCCCAGUGCCAACGACCAAGACUUUUGUUUCGAUCGCAGCGUUUGCGAUCGCUUCUCUUCUCUUAUUUUGUAGUGCUUGCCGUAAACCGUCGUGUUGAACUGAUUUGUGUUCUAUGCAUUUUACGUCUGUGGGGAAAUUCUGCACUGUCACGUACCUUCGAGAACAAACCACGCAAACAACGGACUGAGCGCUUUCAUUGUGACGAGACCAGAUCACGAUAUUCUUGUGUUGAAUUUGUGUGACGCAUGUGCUCGCUGCAGUGGCACUUGACAGGAGGACUUAGAAGUUUGUCGUUUCUGGAGAAAUUAAACACUUGCUUAUUAUACAAUGUUCAUCGUUUGGAACUGGGGGAAAAAACUUGUAGAGGCCAACACACGUUUUAGUCUUUUGCAGGAAAAGUCUUAAUGUACGAAGACGUCCGAUCGUCGUCUGAUGCCUGAACACGAGCGGCGAGGACGUGUUUCUCUCCAUCGUGAGACCAUCUGGUCUGUGAGACUGUUAGAACCUGAGAUUAAUCAAAUGUUUGACUCGUCGGAGAAACUCACAUUCAUAUAUUAGAAAACUGCAAAACCCUUCAUCAUCAUAAAACAGAGUGUUUUUACCCGGGUGGACUUUCCCCUCAGUGUCCCGACUGUCCCUUCUCACUUGGCCAGACCCCAAGUGAAGCGGUAGCUGCCCCCGUGGUCUGAGCCUGUAGAACACAACCUGGGGUCAAUCACAGGGCGGGGCCAGUCCCACUUACUGCUAUGACCUCUGGGUAAAGGUCGUCCCCCCCACAAAGCAAAAGGGCGAAUUUCAGCUUGUGUUUCCAUUCCUGUACAAAUAUAUCAGCGAAGGAGAAGUCGGGCCAUUGUGUUUUAUUUUUCUUCGUUUUGAUUUGAAGUGCUGUGUGAAUAGCAACUUGUGACUUUAGGUGUUUUUGACCAAGUGACUUUUAUUCCAUUUUAUUUCAUUUAGUUUUACUCAGUAGGUGAUGUUAGUGAGUCUGUGGUAUUUUGAGUAUCCGAUAUCUGUACACAUCAAAAUAAAUCUAAAGAAUCCCGACUGCCUGAUGCUCUGGAUUCUCCUGGUUGACGCUGACGUUAAAACGUCUGAUUCAGGUUAAUCACUGAAGUACUUAAGAUUCAUCCGAACAUGGCCGUGCUGCACCCCCGUUCUCAUCACCAGGCAGAUCCCAUGUUUGUGUUGCUCAGCGUUUUCCUCCGUAGCCACUGGCACAUAAUAUAUCAACAUAUCAGUCACUAAUGAUGUCAGAAUUUGGAUUUCCAUGUACCGAGUACAUAUCAACUUAGUGAACGCUGCAAAGUACAAACCUACUAAAAUACGUGUCUGUAUUUACGGUGAAUACCUGAAUAUAACCGAUAUGUGGGUGUAGCCACAGUAGAUGAAGUAGGACGUGAAGAGCCAGAUCCUGUGUCGAGGUUUUUCACAUGUAAAACUUAACAAUUAAAAUCCAGACAAGAUUCUCAUUCCCCCUUAAGGAUAAGACUGUGUUUUCUUUCUUCGUUUUAUUAGGUUGUAAAUAUGUAUUUUGAAUAUAUAUCCCUGUGUUUGUUUUUGAAAAUGGAUUAAUUUAUUUAAUGCCUGUGUGUUGUUGGUUUUACGUGUCCUGGUUUUGUUUUUACUAACUGGAAACAAGUCAAUGGGAUGAAAAAACCUUGAGUUGAGCAGAACCGGCAUCGACACUUUUAGAACACGUUACGUUUCUGCUGUUCGGGCUGUGGCUGAUUGUUCUGCAACAACGAGACGAAAAAAAAAGAAAAUGCGUUUCUCAUUUCAUUGUAUUAACGGACGUGUAACAUAUUAUGUUUUACUGUGUCGUACUUGAUCAGAUGUGUGGUGGUCACUGCUUGUAAAAUGAUUUUAUUCAGAGUUUCCGAAUCAUGACAAAAGAUAAGAGCGCUCACAAAAACCCAUCACCCGCCAUUUUGUUUUGUAUGUGUCGUCGUGUCACUCGCACAUCGCACCGCAGGAAACUGAGCGAGGAUCGGGUCGCACGCCGUUCGUCGCGAUGCAGAGAAAAGAUUUCAGACCUUUGAGAACAAUUAACAAACAGGUUUCAAGUAUUUUCCUCUUUCUACUCGCUGGAAGAAACUAACUGGGUAAAAAGAAUCUGUUCAAUAUUGAAUAAAUAAAUGAUUUAAUUGUGUAUAAGCAACUCAGCAAUAAGUACUUUUAUUUAGUUUAAGAAGAUCCAGAAACUGGAGUUAGAUAAAACUGCUGAAAGAAUCUUGACACGUUAGCCAACUAAUUAAAUGACAAAAUAAAGAUUUCUAAAACAAAAUGAAAUAAAACUUUAAAAAAACACGAUCAUUUAAUAUCAAAUAUUGAAUUUCGUGGUUGAUUUAUUCAUUUUUUUUGCGUCAUUUCUUUAAAUAUACUGUUUAUAUAUUUAAUAUUGAACAAUUGAGGCUCCAUAGAUUUACUGGCUACGUUUAGUUCUGAAUGUUUUAAGGCGACUGGUGAGACGGGACGUGAUGAAGAGUGAGGAGGUGGAUGCAGAUCAGUGGAAGUAGUGACGAGUAGUUUUUGAGGUUUUGUAGCUUAGAGAUAAGAAACAUCACGUUGUACAGUGGUGAGAUCAAAGGCUUAACGAGGCUCGUUAACGUUGUGAAAGUCGGUCGCGUCGAGGCGAGUCGAGUCGAGGCGAGGCGAGUCGAGCAGCUUCCAACCGCCGCGGGAGAAGUCGCUGGACGUUCCUGAAUAUUGUGAAAACUUAUUUUAUGUUUUUUCCUUUUAAAUUUUGGCAAAUACAAGUUUACAUUUCCUGCACACAAAAAAAAGCAAAGUUCCACAAUCUUAAUGGGUAAAAGUGCCAACUUGUUCUGAUCGCAAGCUGCUGGGGAUCAUGGCCUCACGCUCGACCUUUGGCGACUUCUCGUGAUCUUUGCGUCGGGUGUUUUCUGGCGCGUGUGUGUUUUGCAGUUGAGGAAAAUAGAAGCUGAUUCAAAGUCUGAGCUGAUGUUUCUAGCUGGAGAGGUUUGAUCCGUCUCCGUGGUAACAUGAGGUGACAGGACAGAACAGUCUAAUUAAGGUGUGAGCAUUAAACAGAUCAUCUCUAAACCCCUGAAGAGUGAAACCUCCAACCUCCAAGCGUUGAAAUUCUUUAAUCUCAGCUGCCAACUUGACCUUUAACGUCCUCGAUGUGAAAUUGAACGAUAGAAUAUUGUGAAAAUACGAAAUGCUGCAGGUCUGAUAAGCGCAGUGGGAUGUUCUCUGGUGUUUUAUCUCGUAACGCGCUCCGUCGGUUUAGACUUGUUAUCCUAAACAAUGUGAUCGUGCGGUUACACCCGUUGGCCGACGUGCACGCGGCUGAUUGGCUCAGAGACGACGAAGCGACCCAGCGAUGGCGGCGGCGAGGAGCGUCAUCACGUCACUCAUACAUUUUCCACGUACAGCUCACCACGUGAACCCAGUCGGACGCCAUGGACUCAAUGCUGUUAGAAACUUUUGCUAAGAUUUUCCUCUCACGGGGCAAAAGACGCACUUAAGGAUUUAUUUUGCAGCGACUGCAAUGAAAUAUGACAUGAGGUGUUAUUAAAGAUAAAUUCAAAGAUGUGGCUUUUUGUCAUGAUUUAAAUGAGACUGAACUGAAAUUAUGCCAUUGUCAUUGUGCUAAAAUGAAUAUAAAUAUUAUAUAUUAAAAUAUAUUUGCUAACCUA
This is a messenger RNA of Hippoglossus stenolepis (Pacific halibut), 6411 nucleotides long. Its product is annotated as astrocytic phosphoprotein PEA-15. Gene Ontology annotation, molecular function: protein binding. The record is from RefSeq and is a predicted model, not a curated record. The coding region runs from base 335 to 727 and encodes 130 amino acids. Gene Ontology annotation, biological process: MAPK cascade; regulation of apoptotic process. Lineage: Eukaryota; Metazoa; Chordata; Actinopteri; Pleuronectiformes; Pleuronectidae. The transcript is spliced from 4 exons.